Knipowitschia caucasica is the source of this 786-nucleotide messenger RNA. The record is from the annotation of a GenBank genome assembly. Lineage: Eukaryota; Metazoa; Chordata; Actinopteri; Gobiiformes; Gobiidae.
AUGACUCUGUAUGAUGACACACUUCUCUGUAACUUCCCCAAGUGUCGGGGAAAGCUCAGUGGUUUUGCUUGGGUCACAGCGUGCUCCCAUGUGUUCUGCGACCAGCACGGCUCUGGAGAGUUCAGCUGCUCUCCUGCCAUCUGCCCGGCUUGCUCCUCCGCUCUGUCUGGCAAACUGGACAUAGUUCGCACUGAGCUGUCCCCCUCAGAGGAGUAUAAAGCCAUGGUCCUGUCAGGUCUGCGGCCUGACGUAGUUUUGGACAUCAGUGCACGAGCCCUUGCUUUCUGGAGAUAUCAGGUUCACCAGGAGCGUAUGUAUCAGGAAUACAGCUUGUCAAGGGCUGACGCUCAGCUCAAGCAAAUGGAUAAAGUUUUGACACAACAAAAUCAGAGCAGAGAGUUGGAGCUCACAGCCAUGAGAGGAGAAAUAGCAUCUUUAAAAAAGGUGAUGGAUGAGUACAAAAGGAAGUACAGUGAGGUCUCUGAAAGGCUGAUGGAGAGAAACAGGCAGUAUCAAAAACUCCAGGGGCUUUAUGACUCACUCAGGCUGAGAAACAUGGUGGGCACAGGAGACAAAGAGACAUCUCACCAGGAACAUCAUGACUUCAACACAGGAAUGGGGCGACUCAGAACUCCCCAGAGGAGCCCACAGUUCCUCACUACGGGCCAAGACGGGGUCAGUAGGUUCUUCUCGUGCCUUGAGCAGGAUGGAGCAAAGUCGUUCUUUCAGUUCGGCACUCCUAUGAAGGACAGGGCACGUACUCUUGUCAAGAAACACCAGGGCUAA